AUGCCACCACAACAACAAAUCCCACCUGCUAACUAUUAUCAACCUUUACCACCACAACCGCCCGAAGCGAAAGUAAUCGCCGCGGAACCGCCUCAAAUCCAACCCGCAAAGGAAAUUUCACUACCAAGCGAACCCACAACUACGGAAAAUUUUUCGUUGAUUAAAAUUAUUCAAGUUAACCAAGAAGGAGGAAACCAGGACGAGCCUCGAACAAAGGCGAGAAAAAAAAUUAUAAUUAUCAAAACUAGCGAAAGCAGCAAGAUUAGGAACUUUUUAAGCCAGGAGGGAGUAAAUUACGAAAUUUACCAAGAGCCUAGCAAAACCAGAGCCGAGAAAUUACGAGAAUAUAUUCGAGCCAAAGCCCAAGAAAAUAUUUUUGCGGAUUAUGACGAAGCUUUAAAAGAUAACGAACUAGAAGCCGAAAAAAAAUUAUUAGAAGAAAUGGACGACGAGGACGAAUGA
Molecule: messenger RNA, 462 nt
Organism: Racocetra persica
Lineage: Eukaryota; Fungi; Glomeromycota; Glomeromycetes; Diversisporales; Gigasporaceae
Source: the annotation of a GenBank genome assembly